This is a messenger RNA of Panicum virgatum (switchgrass), 3121 nucleotides long. RefSeq names its product disease resistance protein PIK6-NP-like. The transcript has 2 exons. The coding region runs from base 1369 to 2901 and encodes 510 amino acids. The record is from RefSeq and is a predicted model, not a curated record. NCBI's taxonomy places the organism in Eukaryota, Viridiplantae, Streptophyta, Magnoliopsida, Poales, Poaceae. Gene Ontology annotation, biological process: defense response to other organism.
AACGUGCAUCCAUGUUCCUUCCACCCUAGAUGCAAAUAUUUUUCUAUUUUCCUGCAUUAAUUGUUCGCCGGAUGUGGUGGCGGCAUCCCGGCUGUGCAACGUGCGUACAUCAAUGAUCGGCAUUUUAUUUUUUCUACGGUCUGGACGAGCUACCAGGCUAGGUUGUGCUCAUAAGCUAGCUUAAGCGCCACCGUUCUGAUCUGCACGCACCACUGCUCAGUCCACACAGAUACACACAACAUACUUGCCCCUUGCGCCUGGAGGGAGAUCCAUCCAUGGACAUCGUCACGGGGCCACUGCCGAGCGUCAUCACCAAGCUCAGCGAUCUGAUUGCUGGCGAGUACAAUCUGCAGAAGGGGCUGAAGGGUGAGAUCAAGUUCCUCAAAGAAGAGCUUGAGAGCAUGCAGGUCGCCGUCCAGAAGGUCUCCAACACACUGCCUGACCAGAUUGACCAACAGGACAGGAUCUGGGCAAGGGAUUUGAGGGAGUUGUCCUACGACAUAGAGGACAAGGUUGACGAAUUCAUGGUGCGCGUCAAGGGCAAUGAUCCGGCUGAGAUGAAUGGCGUCAAAGGGUUCAUUGGUAGAAGUUUCAAGUUAUUCAGCAAGUUCAGGAUUCGUCAUGGGCUUGCUACAGAAAUCAAAGAUAUCAAGAGGCGUGCCCAAGAGGUGUCCAGGCGCCAUAAAGACUACAAGAUCACCAAUCAUAACUCUGAGCCUGUCAAAAUGGAUCCUCGUUUAUUUGCUCAGUACAAGAAUGUGAGGGAGCUGAUUGGCAUUGACGAGGCAAGAGAAGAGGUAAUCAAGAUUCUGAAGGAAGGCAGUGAAGUGUCCAAGCAGCAAGACAAGAUUGUUUCCAUUGUUGGUUUUGGAGGCCUUGGAAAGACAACUCUUGCUAAUAUUGUGUAGAGCUCAAAACACAAUUUGAGUGCUCGGCUUUUGUUUCGGUGUCUCAAACUCCUGACAUGUUAAUGUUACCAAAGGAUAUUCUGUGUCAAGUUAAAAAGGGAAGUGACUCAAGCACCAACAUCGUCAAAGAGCUUACAGAGUUCCUUCAGAAGAAGAGGUACUUGAUUGUUCUUGAUGACAUAUGGGACUUGUCAAUCUGGAAACAGAUCAAAUCUGUGUUGCCUGCUAACAAUGUUGGAAACAGAAUUACGACCACACGUAGUGUAAAUGUUGCUGAAGGAGCUGGUGGUGCUUACAAACUAAAACCCCUUUCCUUGAAUAACUCCAGAAAAUUACUCUAUGGGAGAGUGUUUGGCAAUGAAAGAAAUGAAGACACAACAAAAUCCCCAGACAUGGAACUGGCCGAAGUAUCCCAUAAAAUACUAAGAAAUGUGCUGGUGUUCCCUUGGCUAUUGUUACAAUGGCUAGUCUACUUGCUCUUAAAGGAAGAGAUAAACUGGAGUGGUAUAAGGUGUGCGACUCAGUCGGUACUGGUUUAGAAAACAACCUGGAUGUGGACAAUAUGAGAAAAAUCUUGUCAUUUAGCUAUUAUGAUAUGCCAUCCCAUCUAAGGAAUUGCCUAUUGUAUUUAAGUAUGUUCCCGAAAGAUAGCAGCAUUGACAAAAGCCAUUUGAUACUACUGUGGAUAGCUGAAGGUUUUAUCCAAGGCACAAAGCCAGGACAGAGCCUAUUUGAACUCGGAGAGAGUUACCUCAACGAGCUCAUAAACAGAAGUUUGGUCCAACCUAAGUACAAUGCCUAUGAUUAUAUGAGCUGUCGUGUGCACGAUAUGGUGCUUGAUCUUCUCUGUUCCUUAUCACGUGAAGAAAACUUUGCUACAACAUUGAAUGAUGCGGUUGACUUGUCUCCGUCAAUGAAGGUUCGAAGGUUAUCACUUCAAAAUAGCACGGCGACAGAUGCUGCUGCACUUCAGGUGGCCAAUAUGAGCAUGGAACAAGUGAGGUCAGUUGUCUGUCAAUCUGCUUUUAAGCUAUUACCGGCACUUUCCAGUUUCAGAGUAUUACGUGUACUUGAUUUAGAAGAGUGUAAUAUUUCAGAAGAUAGCAGCUUGGAGAAACUUGGAAAUUUGGUUCACUUGAGGUAUCUUGGGCUAGGAGAAAUAUGGCCGCGAUUGCUUCCUGAAGAAAUAAGUAACCUGCGAUUUCUUCAAACAUUAGUGGUCGAUUAUACAGGCAACCUGCCGUCAAGAAUUGGUCAACUAAAGGACUUGAUAUGCAUACGCGUUAACGGCAAGCCAGAUGUACCAAAAGGGAUUGGGAACCUAACGUCCCUUGAAGAGCUGUCUAGCAUAGACAUCGACUCCAUAGAGAUUCUACAAGAGAUGGGAAAUCUGAUGGAACUCAGGGUCCUGGACAUUGGCAACACGGAUGUUCUCGUCCACAGAUCUUUUGCUGAGUGGCUAUGCAAGCUGCGAAAACUCGAGAGGCUAAGGAUAACAGAAGCAGAGUUUGAAGAUGAUGAAUUGAUCUUGGAUGACUGGGACGUCGCCCCAAAACAUAUCCGUGCACUAGAACUGGGGAAUGCCGGGUUCUCUAGAUUGCCAGAUUGGAUGAAGCCCUUGUUUCUUCCGCACCUAUGCUCCCUAGAGGCAUACGUGGAGGAGUUACAUCAGGAAGAUUUCAAGAUCCUUGGUGACCUGCCAGCUCUCCGUUCUCUAGAUCUGCGGCUGGGCCAUGAGUGGGCCGGGCUCCCCAGGAGAUUCACCGCUGCUGCUGGUUCCUUCCCAUGCCUAUCGUACUUGAGGAUGAAGGGAUACGUACAACCUUUCGAGUUUCAGCAAGGAGCCAUGCCGAAGCUCGAGACACUUGACUCCACUUUCCUUUGGUGGGAGAUGACGCAAAUCGCCCGCAACAGUGGUGGUUACGACUUGGGUCUGAGGAACCUGUCAUCGCUCAAGCUUGUCACUGGCUACGUGGCCCAGAGGAACCGGUGAGGACCGGAAGAAGGCAGCAGAGGCAGUGCUGAGGCAUGAAGUUGAAACACAUCGCAAUCAACCCACCGUUCGGAUCUAUUAGAUUGAGCAAGGACACUGUUAUCAGUUAUUCAGUUUUUUUUCUUCUUCUCCUAUCCCUUUUUUCCUCUUGUGAUACUAAUGGUGGAAGAAUUAAUUUUGAGCAUUGCAUCCAACAAUAUUCAUCGUCAUCAUUGUUCCA